AUGCACGUUCCAGGGCCGUUGUCCUCGAAAUGGACAGCUUACCUCGGACUGCUGUCUGCACUCUCUGCGGCAUUUGCACCUGCAGUCGCCGUUAAGGAGCAUGACUUCAAGAAGUGCCAUCAGUCCGGUUUCUGCUCCCGCAACCGCGCAUUCGCGGACCACGCCCUUGCAUCGAGCUCAUGGCAGUCGCCCUACAACAUUGCGCCCGAAUCUGGCUCAUUUAGAGACGGCCAGUAUAAAGGCGUCAUUUUGAAGACCAUCAACGACAACGGCGAGACUGUCCGGCUACCCAUCACCAUUUCCUUCCUCGAGUCCGGCACAGCACGAGUCACGGUCGAUGAGGAGAAGCGGCAAAAGGGCGAAAUCGAGUUGCGGCAUGGAAGCAAGGCUAGGAAAGAGCGUUACAAUGAGGCUGAACGGUGGGUCAUUGUUGGGGGGACGACACUCGACAAGGCGGCCAAGGUCGACUACGAAGACAAGUCCCAGCUCACCGUCAAGUACGGCCCGUCCGCCAAGUUCGAGGCCACCAUCAAGUUCUUUCCCUUCAGCAUCGACUUCAAGCGCGACGGCAGCAGCCAGAUCAAAUUGAACGAUCAAGGGCUGCUAAACAUUGAACAUUGGAGGCCAAAGGUUGAGAAGCCCGCGCCGGAGAAGAAGGAGGGUGAAUCAGACGAGGAGAACAAGACGGAGGAAACGAAGGAAGAGCCCAAAGCAGAGAACGAAAGCACUUGGUGGGAUGAGACCUUCGGCGGCAAUACGGAUACCAAGCCUCGCGGCCCGGAAAGUGUCGCUUUGGACAUCUCAUUUGUCGGCUAUGAGCACGUUUACGGCAUUCCGUCCCACGCCAGCCCGCUCUCGCUCAAGCAGACUCGCGGUGGGGACGGCAACUACCAGGAACCUUACAGGUUGUACAACGCUGAUGUCUUUGAGUACAUCCUCGACAGCCCCAUGACCCUCUACGGCUCCAUCCCUUUCAUGCAGGCCCACCGCAAGGAUUCCGCUGUUGGCGUUUUCUGGUUGAACGCCGCAGAGACGUGGGUUGACAUCACCAAGGGCAAAGACUACAAGAACCCUCUUUCUCUCGGGACCAAGUCAAAGACGAGCACUCACACCCACUGGAUUUCCGAGAGCGGUCUGCUGGAUGUGUUUGUCUUUUUGGGCCCCACACCCAAGGACCUGACCGCCAAAUAUGGCGAGCUGACUGGCACCACCGCAAUGCCGCAGGAGUUCUCUCUCGGCUACCACCAGUGCCGCUGGAACUACGUUUCCGACGACGACGUCAAGGAUGUAGACCGUAAGAUGGACAAGUUCAAGAUGCCCUACGACGUCAUUUGGCUCGACAUCGAGUACACUGACGAGAAGAAGUACUUCACCUGGGACAAGCACUCCUUUACCGAUCCCAUCGGCAUGGGCAAGCAGCUGGACAGCCACGGCCGGAAGCUAGUCACCAUCAUCGACCCUCACAUCAAGAACGUUGACAACUAUCCCGUCGUCGCGGAGCUCAAGUCCAAGGAUCUGGCCGUCAAGAACAAGGAUGGAAACAUUUUUGAGGGUUGGUGUUGGCCAGGCUCAUCGCACUGGAUUGACGCCUUCAGCCCGGCUGCGCGUGAAUGGUGGGCAUCUCUUUUCAAGUACGAUGCGUUCAAGGGCACCAUGGAAAAUACGUGGAUCUGGAACGACAUGAACGAGCCGUCCGUCUUCAACGGACCCGAAACGACUAUGCCCAAGGACAACCUCCACGCGGGGAACUGGGAGCAUCGCGACGUGCACAACCUGAACGGCAUGACGUUCCAAAAUGCCACCUACCACGCCCUCACUAGCCGCAAGCCGGGCGAGCUCCGCCGUCCGUUCGUCCUGACGCGCGCUUUCUUUGCGGGCUCUCAGCGCGUCGGGGCCAUGUGGACGGGUGAUAACCAAGCUGCGUGGGACCACCUCGCCGCGUCGAUUCCCAUGGUCCUAAGCCAGGGCAUCGCCGGUUUCCCGUUUGCGGGCGCCGACGUCGGCGGCUUCUUCGGCAACCCUGAGAAGGAACUGCUGACGCGGUGGUACCAAGCCGGUGCCUUCUACCCCUUCUUCCGCGGACACGCGCACAUCGACGCCCGGCGCCGCGAGCCCUACCUCGUCGGCGAGCCGUACACGACCAUCAUCGCCGCGGCCCUCCGCCUCCGCUACAGCCUGCUGCCCUCGUGGUACACGGCCUUCCGGCACGCCCACAUCGACGGCACGCCCAUCGUCAAGCCCAUGUUCUACACGCACCCAUCGGAAGAGGCCGGAUUUGCCGUCGACGACCAGUUCUUUGUCGGCAACACGGGCCUGCUGGCCAAGCCGGUCACGGAGAAGGACAAGACCACGGUGGAUGUCUGGAUCCCGGAUGCCGAGGUCUACUACGACUAUUUUACCUACUACAUCAUCCCGACCGCCAAGGGCAAGAAUGUCACGCUGGAUGCGCCGAUGGAGAAGGUGCCCCUGCUCAUGCGCGGCGGCCACGUCUUUGCGCGCAGGGACGUCCCGCGCCGGUCGAGCGCGCUCAUGAAGUGGGAUGAUUACACGCUUGUCGUCGCCGUUGGCAGGGACGGCAGGAAAGCUGAGGGUGACCUGUACGUCGACGACGGCGAUUCAUAUCAGUAUCAAAGCGGGCAGUAUAUCCACCGGCGGUUUAUCUUCGACGGGGCGGCCAAGAGUCUGAGUUCGGUCGACGCCGAGGGCCGCGAGCCCGGAAGUGUGGCGGAGGGCGAGUGGCUGAAAAGGAUGCGUGGAGUUGGGGUGGAUAGGAUUGUGCUGGUGGGCGUGCCGGAGAGUUGGGUGGGGAAGAAGAGUGUCAAGGUGGAGAGCGAAGGGAAUGUUUGGGAGGCGAAGAUGGAGGUUACGCCGGCUGCUGAGGGGAGGGCGGCGUUUGCGGUGGUUAGGAAGGUGGGCGUGAGGAUCGGGGCGGAUUGGAGAGUUGUGUUUUGA
Parathielavia appendiculata is the source of this 2952-nucleotide messenger RNA. Its product is annotated as glycoside hydrolase family 31 protein. Gene Ontology annotation, molecular function: carbohydrate binding; alpha-glucosidase activity. The record is from RefSeq and is a predicted model, not a curated record. The transcript has 2 exons. NCBI's taxonomy places the organism in Eukaryota, Fungi, Ascomycota, Sordariomycetes, Sordariales, Chaetomiaceae. Gene Ontology annotation, biological process: N-glycan processing; carbohydrate metabolic process. Gene Ontology annotation, cellular component: glucosidase II complex. The coding region runs from base 1 to 2952 and encodes 983 amino acids.